Molecule: messenger RNA, 4365 nt
Organism: Polychytrium aggregatum
Lineage: Eukaryota; Fungi; Chytridiomycota; Chytridiomycetes; Polychytriales
Product: C2 domain-containing protein
Exons: 15
Coding region: 1-4365 (1454 amino acids)
Molecular function (GO): lipid binding
Source: RefSeq, a predicted model, not a curated record
AUGGACAGCGACCCAAGCUUGUCGGAGAGGGAGCUCCACAGGCAGGAGAUGGUCGACUACAUCCAGCAGCUCGAACAGGAGCUCAGGCGGACCAGGGAGAGCCUCCAAGCGCUGGAUUCCGGCUCCAGGCUCACGAUAUCGAGCGACAGCUCCAACCAUGACCACAUCAGCGAGCAGGAGCUCGGAACCUUCCCCCCAGAGGAGCAGGCCCAGCUCUCGCCAGCCCAGCUCUCGCCAGCCCACAGAACCCAAGAAGCAAAGACCGAAGUCAUCUCACCCUCCGAGCUCAACCGCUUGUUCUAUGCCGAAUCGUUGACCGCAUUUGCCUAUGUAAACUCGGCGAUCGUCGUCGCCUGGGUUGCUGGCCUCUACAGCCUCCAUUUCGCCUGGAUUGUCCAUGUCAUGUUCUUUGCGGGCAUGUCCUUUCGGCGCAACAUCAUGAGACUGAAGCAAAAAGUCCGCGGCGAGGUUAUCCAGGAAAUCAAGUCGCAGAAGAUUGCCACGGACGCCGAAAGCACCGAGUGGCUCAAUUCGUUCCUGGAGAGGUUUUGGCCGAUGCUCGAGCCCACACUGUCGGCCUCGAUCAUGCAGCUCAUCAACAAUGUGCUCGACGUGAGCAAGCCCAAUUUCCUGGACGAUUUGGUGCUCAAGGAGUUCACCCUUGGCUCAAAGUCGCCGAGAAUCGAGUCUAUCCAGACCCCGCAGCGAACCGAGGCCGAUGUUUUGAUCCUCGACUUGGACCUCUCAUUCAUACCCAUCGACGAGCAGUUCAAAACCAUCCAGCAGCUUGAUAUGCGCAACUCGGUGAUUGAGCUUAUUGCUCGUGUGGGUCGUGGAUUGGCUUCCAUCUCGCUUCCGAUUCUUCUCAAAGAGCUGGAAGUUCGAGCAAAGGUUCGAGUCUAUCUCAAGUUUAUGACGGCGUUUCCCCAUAUCAAGACGCUGCAGUGGGAGUUCAACGAGCAUCCACAUGUGGACUUUAUUCUACGACCGCUAAAGGCUAUGGAUGUGAUGGAUAUCCCCGGUUUGAACUCGUUUAUCAAAGACACGGUCGAUUCACAAGUCCGCAACUUGGGUGUCAGCACCAUCGAGAUCGCGAGUAUCUUCGCCACCGAAGAGCCCGCCGAUAAGCCCGUUGGCAUCCUGCGGCUGAUCAUCCACGAGGCGGUCAAUUUGCGCAACCUCGAAAAUCUACGCAAGAGCGAUCCCUACGCCCGUGUCAUUAUCGGCGGCUCUAUCGUUGCUAGAACCAAGGCGAUUGAGGAAAACCUGGAUCCGUUCUGGAACGAAGAUCUCUAUAUCGUUCUGACCCACAGCACAUUCAAGCAGCUCACUAAUGCAUCUGAUGAGCUGCGGGUCGAGGUCAUGGACUGGAACACGCUAACGGACCGGUCUAUGGGCAUCACACCAACCCUUCAUCUCAACCGCUGGAUCAAGCUCCUUGACGAAUCUCUUUCUUUCCAAACCUCCAACGAUCCCCCAAGGCAACGAGAGGCGGAUUGGCUCGUUGAUCAAUGGGGUCAUCCGUGCGCCGAGAACGAUUCGCGGUUCAAAACCCUCGUUCGCGUCGACGACCCCAACCGCACCACGGGUGGCGAGGUCCGAAUCGACAUGCAGUUCUUCCCGGUGACCCGCCCUGCGCAACCCCUGUCCGCGCCAGUCCUGGGCCUCGUUAAUCCCCCAAUCGAGCUUGGGCGAGGCAUCCUCCGCGUUGUCGUCCACCAGGUGAAGGAGCUCGAUCGCUUCAAAUCCCUCAACGGGCGGUACAGUCCCUAUGUGGUGAUCGAGGUCAAUGACGCCAAGAUGUUCUCGACGCCCGUUCGUCGCAAGACAAACAGUCCGGUGUGGGAUGCACCUUUCCAAUUUUUCUGCAAAGACGCUUCCAGCACAAGUCUCCGCUUCAUCGUCAAGGACCAACGCGGCCUGCAGCAGAAUCCAAUCAUUGGCGAGUGCACCAUCAUAGUGAAAGAGCUGCUUGAUAGAGAAACCAAUGACGACUGGUUCCGGCUGUUUGGCAUCGAGAGCGGCAAAAUACGGCUGACGUUCAUGUUCACGCCUGUGCGUGUGCUGAGCGAAGAUGUUCCGAUGGAGGAGCGGCCGAAUGGAUACUAUCCCGUGAAACCCAUAGGUGUGAUUCGAGUCAAGGUGAAGGAGGCCAAGGGCCUCAAGAAAGUCGACAUGAUCGGAUUGUCGGAUCCCUUUUGCAGUCUCUACGUGGCAGAUCGCCGCUUUGGCAUCACCAACCACAGAAACGCCACGGCGGACCCAGUAUGGGACGAAACCUUCCUCGCUCUGUGCUACACGCCAAGAGAGCUGCUCCGCUUCGAGCUUUAUGGCUGGGGUGGGAACAACAAGGAGAAAGGCGGCAACCGAAGCCUGGGUGUCGUGGAGUAUCCGAUCGAAGACCUCAUUCCGUCUAACGUGAUGCAGAGCAGCGGUGCCGGCGAGGAAAUCGAGCCGCAAGAUGACCGAAAGGGGUCCUCCAAAUCACCGAUCGAGAGCAUCAAGUCCGACGGUGUGAGCGGCGAUCCGAGCCGAGGCAGCUUGGCGCUCAAGGAGCAAUUCAGUUCCCGUUCGAGCCAUGCAUAUGUCAACGGCAAUGGAACGAGCGAGUGGAACGAUCCUCUCAAGUGCGGCUGGAAGCGCAUCGAAGGUUACAGUAACCUGAGGGUUCUGCAAACGCCACACGGCGCCGAUGUCUGGGCACCGAUUUACUUUCCAAAACCGCAAACCGAUUUGGCUCCAGCAAGUCACACGGCUCCGGCAACAAACGAUCCCAAGCCCGCCCCGUUCUCGCAGCAGCCCAGUGGCGAGCAGAAAGGACAUAUGCAUUUCGAGGUCGAGUUCUUCCCGCUGCCGCAGCAGGAUGCUCCCGAGACGGCCCCGGCUGAGCCUCAAGAGGACGAUCCGCCCAGUGCCGCACCGGACCUGACCGACUCGGAGAACUUUACAGACGCAAGUAGCGAGUUUCUCCAACCCAUCAAGGAGUACGAGUCGGAUGUAUCGGUGCUACACAUUCGGCUUCACGAUUUCAAGAGCUCAAUAGAUCCAAUCGAUAUGAUGCCGUAUGUUGAAGUCAAUGUCGAGGGCGAGCCUGUUUGUUUCCAAACCCGGCCCCAGAAGUUGCGAUGCUGGGAGGAAGCAACGAGUAUCCUGGUCAAGAAUGUUCGCACCAGAAUCCACAUUUGCGUUCGCAAUGUGAGCGCAGCCCGCCCAAGCCCACAAGACCCUAUCAUUGGCAAGUGGGUUGGCGAAAUCAAGGGCCUCGAUGGCUCAUGGAGUCUUAAAUUGACCCGGCCGAGCCGCACAAAGGCCGGAAACACCAACGGCUCCGGCUCAAUGAGCUCGAGUUUCACGUCGCACGACAUUGAUGCCGGUGUCAUCGGGGUUUCUUGCGAGCUGGUCAACGUCCCUGUCCACCACGAUGACCUCGAGUUCCAGUCGGGAAAGCUGUUCAUCGAUAUCAUCGAUGCCGAGAGACUGCAGCCCAACGAUCUUGGCGCCACCAUGAAUCCUUACUGCUCAGUGUAUUUGGACGAUGCACUGCUGCACACAACCAUGGUGCAUUCCAAGACAAUGAACCCGCACUUUGACGAGUCGAUCACAGAGUUUGUCCGAAAGCGCUCGGGCUCCCUGCUGCGGUUCGACAUCCACGACCGCAACAAGCUGAAAUGGGACGGGCUGCUGGGUUCGUUUCGCGUGCGCUUGGCGAGUCUUCCGAUCCGAACCAUAGUCAAGCGCGAGUACCAGCUCGAGGGAUCCAAGAACCCUGGCCGCAUCCAUGUGCGGCUGCUUUUUGAGCCCUCGGCGGAUAUCCCGCGGUCGCUGCUCAACACAAAGGCCGGUGUGGGCCGCGCCGGUCCCGGAAGUGUUGUGCGUUCGAGUCGCCGAAGCAGCGUUACGUCGGUCUCAUCCACACAUCUGUCGCCGCUGGCGCGGGGACUGGCUCGCGAACAACGCUCGUCCGAGGAGUACAGCACCUCUGGCACGAACCGCCAGCUCAGCCCGAGCACCGAAAUCUCGCCGUCGCUGAGCGAGGUGCCGCACUCGAAACGCAAGGCCAGCAUGCAUAUCAAUGUGUCCAGCAACGGCGAAUCGUCCACGGCCGACCGCGACGUGCUGCUCACUCCUGGAGCCGACAUUACCCAGCUCCUGAGCGAGGCGGCCGACGGCAGUUUCCUGAGCGAAUCACAGGUUCUAGGUUCAAUUGCCGAGCUCGGAGACGGCACUGCGUCUUUCACGCAGGACCAGCCCCUGAUGGACGGCGGCCAUUAUCUGGAUGUCACUGCUAGCAUCGUCGAAGCCAAGGGCCUCGUUGGAUUUGAAAUCAAUGGCAAGUAUCCGGCGUGGCAAUCGCUCGUCGGGUGA